CUCGGUUCACUUUGGCGUCCGAGGUAGUCGACGACGCGACGGCGACGUUCACGGAUUAACUUGCUCGCUCUCGCAACAGGUGACGGAAUCUCGACUGAUUGGGUUUAAAAAGCGACGAGAGAUCUUCAACGAGAAGUCCGGGUAGCGGCUGCGACCUUUUUCCGCGUGCAAACGCCCUCGUGGAAUUACUCUCUAAGGAAGUAGGGUGGUAAGAGCGUCAGGGGAUUUCGGAAAGAGUCGCGAAAUGAGUGUCGAGGACGCCAUCAAUUACUCGCCCAGUGAGGAGGAGGACUAUUACGCUCUGUUAUCUUGCGACGAGUCUUCCACGGUCGAGCAGAUUACAGCGGAAUACAAGGUAUUAGCUCUUCAGUAUCAUCCGGACAAGAACGAUGGUGACAAGGAGGCCGAAAAGAAAUUUCAACAACUAAAGUAUGCGAAAGAGGUUCUAUGCGAUCCCGAAAAGAGAAGCAAUUAUGAUAAAUGGCGGAAUAGUGGUAUCAAAAUCAGUUACAAACAAUGGGUCGGCAUGAAGGAGCAUGUGCAGCAGACUAUGCAUUGGAGCACACCGAAAACAAAGGACAGAAUGCUGCCGGAUACGACCGAAGAGGCAGGUGGUUCACCAGCUCACGUCAAAGGUCACCCUACAAAUGCGCACAGGAGGGCUUCAGAGGGUGGUGCCAUGAAUCUCUACUACCGUUCGGGCCAUGGUGUCCCGUUCUAUCAGGAGUCCAACGAGGUUGUCAGUAAGUUUCGCAAUUACGAGAUUUAAAAAGUCUCCAACGUAAUUCUCAGUACCGAUUCCAUUAUACCGGAUGCCCUUAUGACAACAGGAACAUGUUGCAUUAGACAAAUAUCUACCUGUAUAUGAGUGUACGAGGCGUUAGUCGGAUCGUGUUGGCGUGUACAUACAUCCACAUUCCUCAUAAAAUGGCGAGUUGAGAGAAACGCAUGAGUUUCAUCGCUCGUCAUCGAACAAUUCGUCACGUUUCUUUCUACCCCGUUUACAUGCGAUCUUGCAAUCAAGAGACUUUUAUUGUUGUUACGUCACUCUUAUUAAGCUGCGGACGUGAUGGUCUAUCAUUGAUAUAAAGUCGACAAAAUGAUCGAAGAUAUUUUUUCGAGAAGACUUCGCGGAAGCAAUAAAUCUUUCUAUUGUACAAUUUUCUAUUUUGGGUCAUACGCUUCGUGAAUUGUUUUUUCGUCGUUCAAGGAUGCAUGCCAACUCGAUGCAACAAACCACCUUGGUACACGUGUAUGUACGUGCUCGCGAUUGUGCGUACGUAUGUAUCGCCUUCAGAUUUAUAUUUUGUUAUACUAAGCACGACGAGAGGAAAGGAUCGAGGAAUGCGAGUGAAGGACGUUUGGUAUCAUUUAAAUUCCCUUUCUGAAAUCUCCCGUUUAAACGUCCGACUAAAUAUUAUAAAUCGAGCUUCUCUCGAUCGCGCAUUCUAUGUGUGUCUCUUGAUCUUACGAGAUGUUUAGCGACAAGAGUUAAACGAUGUAGUGUCAAGGGCAGUAUAUAGUUUUAUCUGUGAUCCCGCGAAUGAAUUUUCCGCUAGUGGUUAAUUGGUCGUUUCAAUCGUAAACACACUGGAAGGAAAUACUUAAGCGUCUAUUAAAGAAAAACGCUAUUUGUGAAUCUAUCAUUCACAAUAACGGAAUUUCAUUGUUACGAUUAUCAACGUAAUUUAAAUAUUAAUUAAUAUAUAAUUGGUUUCCAUCGGAUAGUCGUUGCUUUCGAUGUAACUUACGCGCGUCUUUAUUGGCUAAAAAUACCGACUUUAAACGUCACAUAUUCAAAAUGUUACAAGAUUGGGACGGUGAAAUUGUAAAGUGAUUGAAAUCCCGGACCACAAACAUUGCAAACGUCGAAUUUAUUAAAUAUGAUGUUUUAAUGGAAAGACGUAACUAAAUAUAUAGCUCUAUCAAAAUGUAAGAUAAAAAUACAUAACAUAUAAAAGUAGAAUAGUUUAUAUUAAACUGUUAUAUCUAAACUGUUAUCUAAAAUGAAAUGUCUAUAUAUUAGUAUAUAUUUUGUAAGUGUUGCUAUCGAUUCUGUGAAACUGUCCUAGAUAUUGACGUUUCCAACGUUUCUCUCCAAAGAUUUAUUCGAGCGCUACGGUAUUAAUUCAGGGAUUUAUCUAAUUCCACGAAACAUUAGAUUAACGUUUCGUAGAAUAAGCGUAAGUAUUUCUUUCCAUAAUGGAACAGAUCGACGAUGGCGCACUUGUACCUGUGUCCAAUGUCAAACGCAAGAUACAUCAUUCUCAUCUGACCAAUUGCGACGGCUCUUCUUCAUUCCGUUAAAUGACGAUACGCGCGUGCGAAUUAGCCGCGUUUUACCUCUUUAAAAUCGAGAGUUGAAACUGAUGUGGUUUUGGCGAUUCAUUUUUCGGCAUAAUGAUGAUACAAAAAUAAAAGAAAGUUAUUUUUGUGCGUUCACAAUGUCGAAACGUGAACUUGCCUGAAAUUAUUUCGGUUUGAACUUCUGAGAAAAACGAUAACAUUCUCAGUGGAUGUUCACGAAAAUUCCACAUAGUAUUUUUACAUUCCGACGCAUUUGCGUCUUUACGUUCGAUGCGGCAGUCGAGACAAUUCGUCGGUGAGUUGCGUUUGACAUAUAAUUGAGAAUGCCUAUUUAUAAUAGAUAAUGAAUAUAAUAACUUAAUGGCAGUUAAUCCUGGAUGUGUCGAUGUGUAUAAUCUUAGAAUAAUGCGAAACGUUUUCUCAAGGAAGCUUAUCCCUCAUUUAAAUUAAUGACCGAGUUAAUAAUGCCUUUCAGUUUCGCUUUAGGUAUUUCCUAGUCGAGCGCGUUGUAUUUAGAUAUCCACGCAUUAUAAAUUCGAGCUACUACGUUUAACAGUUCGACAUUAUUAAAUUUUUGACACGCGUAAAAGAUGAAAUAAAGUAAAAGAAAUAAGUAACCGAUGAAAAUACAGUUCAGUGAGAAUGUUCAGAUAUAAUGUGUUCGAUCUGGAAAUGUUUGAAUGAAUGGAACUGCAAGACGUUAAUGACGUUAAUGUACAUCUUGCCUGACUCGAUCAAUUUUCCACCUCACAAAAAUGUGAGUUUUCGCAUCCUUCGUCAAAGUCCAAAACAUAUCGUCCAUUUCGUCUUGCCAAAGUCGUUGAAUAAAUCGAGGACUAAUCUUGCAUCACACAAGCGCAGUAGAAAUGGUUAACAAACUACUAGUAAAUGUCAGUGUAGGAAGACAAAAUCAAUAUCAGCAACGAAUCCAAUGACAUUUUUCUACUUUAGGCUACCAGGUUAAUUUUUUUUUAGGUAUAAAUUCUUCCGAUGGAAAGGAUAUCGCUUCGGUGAUAUAAUUACGUUACUUUUUUCUAUAAAUCCUUUCUGAGCGAGUACACAGUGAUGUCUGAAUGAUAAAAUUAAAUUAUCGAAAAAACAUUAUUCGUAUCUCUUCCUCAAAGAUUUCAAUCUUCCUAAUUUAAUCCUAAAUGUUAGAUCCGUGAAAGGAUUUCGUUGUUGACUGCAACUAAUUCUUAAUGUUACAAAUACGCAGAGCCAGAGUAAGGAAAUAGGUCAAGUCAUUACUUGUUUACCUUGUCGAGUAUUGAAUUUCUAUUCUGAUCAAACGUUUCCGAAAAGGAUAUAUUUUUAGAACCGAAAAAUAGAAAAUGGAAUACAAAAGCGAAAAAAUAAAUAAUGA
Mycetomoellerius zeteki is the source of this 3670-nucleotide messenger RNA. RefSeq names its product DnaJ domain-containing protein (gene jdp). The transcript has 4 exons. The record is from RefSeq and is a predicted model, not a curated record. NCBI's taxonomy places the organism in Eukaryota, Metazoa, Arthropoda, Insecta, Hymenoptera, Formicidae. Gene Ontology annotation, cellular component: cytoplasm. Bases 245 to 769 code for a protein of 174 amino acids.